Messenger RNA from Lachancea fermentati, 672 nucleotides. The record is from the annotation of a GenBank genome assembly. NCBI's taxonomy places the organism in Eukaryota, Fungi, Ascomycota, Saccharomycetes, Saccharomycetales, Saccharomycetaceae.
AUGUGGUCGUAUCUAUUCGGAGGCAACUCCGGCAAGAAGGGCAAAGAAGCCCCCAAGGAGGCUAUUCUAAAUUUGAGAGAGCACAUCAAUCUUCUCACCAAGAAACAAGCGCAUUUGCAGACACAAGUGGCAGCACAGGAGCAGCUAGCGCGCCAACAGCUCGGCAAAAACAACAAAGUUGCGGCCAAGAACGCCCUCAAGCGCAAGAAGACGUACGAGUCACAGCUGGUCAAGAUCGAGGCGCAAAUGGACUCGCUCGAGCAACAACUGUACUCGAUCGAGUCGGCCAACCUCAACUUGGAGACCAUGAAGGCCAUGCGCCAGGGCGCGGCAGCCAUGAAAAACAUUCACAAGGGCAUGGAUAUCGACAAAGUCGACGAGACUAUGGACGAGAUCCGCGAGCAGGUGGAACUGGGCGAGGAAAUAUCAGAUGCCAUUUCGAGGCCGCUCUACACGGGCGCAGACGUGGACGAGGACGAAUUGGACGAAGAACUCGAGAUGCUGGCGCAAGAGAGUGUCAAACAGGACGUGGUGCAACCGCAGCGGCUGCCCUCGGUCCCUGCAGAGAAGCUGCCCGCGCACGAGGAAGAAGAGCCUGCGCAUGCAGAAGAAGAAGAAGAGGACGAAGACGAGAAGGCAUUGAGAGAGCUACAGGCAGAAAUGGGAUUGUGA